UUGCCUCGGUCCUCUCCAUGCCCAAUAGUAACCGGAACGCCUGUCACUGAACACACACACACACACACACACACACACACAAUAGACUUCAUUACACCCAACUCGCUUACUUCACGGUAUAAACCAACACACGACACGGACAGUAUGGCUACAGUCUUACGUGGGUGAAAACGAGCCAGUGAAACCACUCAGCAGACUUCAAGCUCUGGACCUCACGAUGAAUCCAAUGACCCAAGGGUCUCGUGACACUGUGUAGUGGCCUUUUACACAGAGGACUGUCAUGGCAUGCAUUAAAAAUUUGUUCUUAUUGGAUAUAUCCACCGGCCAAUCUGAUUAUCGGAGCCCCCGUGAUUAAACACAGUGACUGGACAUCUGAAGUGCCAUGGCGAAGACAACAGAAAUCCUGAACCUGUCCUUCCUCCAGGAGCACGAGCGAGAGAUGAUCCUCAGCGUCCUGCAAAAAGAUGAGAAACUCCGCAAACGAGAGGAAAAGCGCAUCAGAAAGCUGAAGAACGAGCUUUUGGAGCUGAAGCGUCGUGGUCGGCGUGGUAAUCCCGAGCAGCGGGAGUGUGGCGUGUGCCUACGUGCUCUAGGUCUAAUCCUCCAGAGGGGAAGUGUGUGUUUUGAGUGUCACCGUCGUGUCUGCAGCUACUGCACAGCCAUGCCCUCGAACAGUGGCAACACUAAGUGCACUGUCUGUGCCAAAUCUGCGGAGCUGAAGGUCGUCACAGGUGAGUGGUUUUUUGAAGAACGGGCCAAGCGCUUUGAACGCAUGACAGUCCCUAGCAGUGAUGUUGUCAAACAGUCCAUCCUCAGCAGUGUUCCAGAUGGACGCUCUGGCCAGAAGAAACUUUCCCCAUCAGGACUGGACCGGCCAGCCACGCCUCAGUCUGAGCGGUCAGCCUCGCCCCAAUCGGAGAAGAGUGUUGGCCGGUACAUAUUCAAGAAGAAAGGGACCAGACCGGUGGCUGUAGAGUCAUCAGGGUUACCGACGACACCGAAUAACAUGCGCGCACACCCAGGCCGAUCUCCGUCACAGGCUGAAGGAAGGAAAAGGCCCGAUGGGGCUGAGAGUGUGUGCAGUGUACACAGCAGUGACAGUAUUCCUGAGAAGAUCAGCAAUGGAGGGAAGCGAAAAGAGUCAGGCACACCCUCUAUCGCUGUGUCCAGAGCCUCCAUUUCAUCAGACCGCAGUCGCUCCGAAGUCGAUCUUAGUCAUCUUGGUGAUGGGUUUAGUAAUGACCCCCUGCCUGGCCGCAGCCGCUCAGUUCCUGGGCUAAAUGAUGCCGAGUCGGAUGAAGACAUUGAUGCCCUGAUGUCUGCACACUACAAAACCAGCCGCAGUGUCAGCAGUGCUCAAUCUGUGAGCAGUCUGAACAGUAUUAUGAGCGUGUACAGUGAGAUGGGAGACUACGGCAACGCGCGUGUUUCCGGAGAGAUCCUGCUGAACAUCUCCUACAGCUAUAAAACCGGAGCACUCAACGUUCUAGUGCGAGAGUGCCGCUGCCUAGCAACCGGAGACGACCGGAGACAGCGGACUGACCCUUAUGUCAAAACCUACCUCUUACCAGACAAGUCACGCCAGAGUAAACGAAAAACCAGCAUCAAAAGCAACACCACCGACCCUGUAUUCAACGAGAACCUGAGGUAUGUGGUGAGUCAUUCCCAGCUGGAGACGCGUACUCUACAGGUUUCUGUGUGGCAUCAUGACCGCUUUGGACACAACACCUUCUUAGGAGAGACUGAACUGACCUUUGACUCCUGGGAAUUUGACAAACAGAUAGAGGAUUGGUUCCCUUUGCAACCCAGAGCUGAGUGCUCUACAGACUCUCUGAUGCAGUAUAAGGGAGAGUUGACUGUGGUGCUUAAGUACAUUCCUGCAGAGAGGAACCUUUCACUGCCACUGGACCAAAUACAAGUUAAAAGGGGUUUUCUGAAAGGGAAGAAGAGUAUCACUCUGCCAAAAGGGGGCAUGGUGGAGCUGCUGGUUAAAGAAGCCAAAAACCUGACAGCUGUUAAAUCAGGCUCUUCUGAUCCAUUUGUCAAAGGGUACCUGCUGCCUGAUGACAAGAAGAGCACAAAACACAAGACUGCAGUGGUGAAGCGUUCGGUGAACCCACGCUGGAAUCACACCUUUACCUACUGCGGCCUGCAGCACAGUGACCUGGAUAGUGUGUGUCUGGAGCUCACUGUCUGGGACAAAGAGCCACUCGCCAGUAAUGUCUUCCUUGGGGGAGUGCGACUAGGAGCUGGGACCGGUCUGAGCUAUGGGAAGUUGGUGGACUGGAAUGAUUCCUACGGCGAGGAGCAGCGACUAUGGCAACGCAUGAUUGACAACCCAGAGGUUCCACAGGAGUGCACGCUGAUGCUGAGGUCCAGCAUGGCUAAGAGAAAGACGUAGAGAAAGAGGUGCAAAGGGAUAGAUAUGCGUCUUGCAAUAUUCAUCAAAAGCUACUGCUCCUUGUCACCUUAUAGAAAAGUGCACUUUGCAUACACAGAUAGAUGCUACAUUAUGAUACACACAGACACACACAGAAACAUUGUCCUCGAGAUUAGCCCUGAUCACUGCAUUUUAAAAGCCACACAUUCACAAACAUGACCAUACAGUCUUGCUGUCUAUAUAAACACCCUGUCCUUCAUCACUGUGUCUCUCCACAAGCAUGCACAAAUAUAGCCAAACUCACAACACACAUAACUUCAUCCAAGGUCAUGGCUGUAAACAGCACAACAGCUAUCUUAAAAGACAAAAAAAAUUGCUCACACAUAUUUAUAAUGGCACAAAUCAUUCUAUUCAAAGUGCACACAAAUUAGAUAAACUAUAAACAGCUAAGCAAGCUCACUGCCAUUCUUAGCUAGAUAGAAAAAAUUCUGCUUUUAGUGCAAAUUUAUUGUGAGGAGUCUGUUUCCUGUGCUGUUGUAGCGAUGAGACAGAAAUCAAGCACACUUCAGUGAUUCAGUACAUGUCUCUCCAGUAGUGCAUGCCUGAAGCAGUGUUCACUGAGCAUUAGAUCUGAGCUGCUCUACCUCAGGCUGUCUUCGUGUCCAGAGUAAUAGAGGGCGAUAUGAUAAAAUAUCAUAACACAACUUAAAGACAUUUCUGUAAUACACAAUACAUAUCAAUAUAUAGAUUUGCUAACAAACUGCCAGCAAAACAGUAAAACAACAUGUUAAAAACAGAGUUAAAUGAUACUAUUAUCUAAUGUCUGCACAUGACAAAGUGGUGUUAGCUUGUUCUCCCCUUGUCCAAAUCAGUGUCCUUCCAGGUUCUCCAUGUUCCUCCCACUUCCAAAUAUAUGGCAGCAGGUGGAUUGGCUUCAUUGCUCUUAGGUGUGAAUGAGUGUGUGAGUGUGUGGAUGGUACCUUCUGAUGGACUGGGGUCCCAUUCAGGGUGUAUUGCUGCCUUGUGCCCAGUGUUGCUGGGAUAAUCUCUGGAUCCACAACUGCCCUGACCAGGAUAAAACAAUUACUGAACAUUAAUUAAUCAAUUAAAAUGAGAAAUUAUUUAAUUAUGUAAAAAAAAAAGUAAACGUUUAGUCAUUCACGUGAAAUCAACUGCUCUCAGUCAGUUUAUAAUUAUUAAAAUGUUGUAAAUGUUCGAAAAAGAUGAUGAUACCUGUGAUAUUUCUGAAAAGCAUAUUGUGACAUAAUUGUUCCCAAUAAUGCUGUAUAUAAUGUCACACUGCCCAGCCCUAGUCCAGAGAUAGCCAGCCAGAUUGACUCAUGUCUCGUGUGUUUAAUUUGUUCACUGUUCAAAACCCGAGUGAGUAAAAGAUGUAUGCGGACACUAGGUGUAAGACUUUUAGAGACAUUUGCACAAAGUACACACGCACUUCGGUCAGGUCAUGUAGAUUACUAUCAUCCUGUUCAUAUAUAUAUAUAAUGGGAUGAAAUAUUGUACCUUGAAAAUCAAAGUGCAACAUAUGAGAUCUACAUCUACACAGUCUCCAAAUCCGCAACUAGAUAAAGUACAAAUAAUGUGACAAGUGUAAGACAAAACACAAUACAAAUACACAGGAUGAUGCAGGUAAUUACACUGUACACAUUAACUACCCAGAGCAGCAAGAACAGCAUCAGGAUGAACUAGAUGGCACAAUUGUUGUGAGGAAGUGUGUGAUAACAUGAUAAACCAUCAUACACAGCAACAUACAGGUGUAUCAGGAUACCCGACCCUGAAGAUCUUGUUUCCUACAGAAUUUAGUUACAGCCCUAAUCCAGUCCGAAAUGGGGUCCAAGUGGUUCAAAUCACAAUCCACUAUUAUCAAAGUUAUUAUAUUUAUUAUUGUGUUCUUUAUAGUUAUUAUCCUAAUUGUCUGGCCACUUGAUUUGGUUCAAUUCAAAUGUCAAUAACUAAAAAAAGGUAAUUCAUAAAUUAUUUCAACGUAGACCUAAUGUAUUUGAUCGGUAAAGUUGUGUAAAAAGAAGUAAAAAGUUGUGUGGUUCCAAUAAAAAAUUAUUAUGGUAUGCAUUAUUAAAAA
Messenger RNA from Ictalurus punctatus (channel catfish), 4475 nucleotides. RefSeq names its product synaptotagmin-like 5 (gene sytl5). Gene Ontology annotation, cellular component: exocytic vesicle; plasma membrane. The transcript has 16 exons. Gene Ontology annotation, molecular function: small GTPase binding; phospholipid binding; neurexin family protein binding. The record is from RefSeq and is a predicted model, not a curated record. NCBI's taxonomy places the organism in Eukaryota, Metazoa, Chordata, Actinopteri, Siluriformes, Ictaluridae. Bases 383 to 2401 code for a protein of 672 amino acids. Gene Ontology annotation, biological process: intracellular protein transport; exocytosis.